UCCUCCUCCCCCCAAAGGGCUGUCUCUCCUCUCCCACAAAUUGGGCGCCGCCUGGGCCAGCCGCACUCCCAAAGCCCGACCGAGAGGCAACCAUCGGGGCCAGCAAGCGGGGGAUCGCGGCUUCCAGAACAAAACCCCAAAGAGAGAGAGAAAGGGAGAGAGAUUGGGAGGGAGAGGGAGAGCUUCCCCUCCUUGAUCCCACCCUCCCCGGCCCCCACCCCCUUGGCCUCCUCGGAAGAGCCAAAGCCACCUCCUUCCCUCCUUAGUUGGGCUCUUUCCCGGGAGCCUCGUGUCCCCUUCAUCGGGGUCUCUCUCUCUCUCUUUCUCUUUCCCUCAGCUCCCUCUCUCUCUCCCAGACCCCUUCCUUCCCCCUUUCCUUCCCUUCUCCCCUCCUUUCCUCCCACCUUCCUCCUCUUCCUCCGCCGGAUCGGAUGCUGUAGAGGCGCCGGCCCAGCCUCGGGGUCCCGUCUAUGGAAAUAGUGGGGUGCCGAGCCGAAGGCAACGCGUGUCCCUUCCGCCCGCCAGCCAUGCUUUUCCACGGCAUCUCCGGGGGCCACAUCCAGGGCAUCAUGGAGGAGAUGGAGCGGAGGUCCAAGACCGAGUCCCGCCUGGCCAAGGCCGCCGCCGGGCAGAUCAACGGCCGCGAAGCGAGCAUGCCCCCCUUGAGCCCCGAGAAGCCGGCCUUGUGCGCUGGCUGCGGAGGGAAGAUCUCGGACCGCUAUUACCUGCUGGCGGUGGACAAGCAGUGGCACCUCCGCUGCCUCAAGUGCUGCGAAUGCAAGCUGGCCCUGGAGUCGGAGCUCACCUGCUUCGCCAAGGACGGCAGCAUCUACUGCAAGGAGGACUACUACAGGUUCUCGGUGCAGCGCUGUGCCCGGUGCCACCUGGGCAUCUCGGCCUCGGAGAUGGUGAUGCGGGCGCGGGAGUCGGUCUACCACCUGAGCUGCUUCACCUGCACCACCUGCCACAAGACCCUCACCACCGGAGACCACUUCGGCAUGAAGGACAGCCUGGUCUACUGCCGGGCCCACUUCGAGAGCCUCCUCCAGCAGGGCACCGCCGAGCCCCCCGCUUACCCAGGCCCCCCGCCGCUCAGCUACACCGAGAUGGCCGCCAAGGGAGCCGGCCUGGCAUUGCCCUACUUCAAUGGCACUGCCAACGCCGCCUCCGGGCCUGGCACCGUCCAGAAGGGACGCCCUAGGAAGAGGAAGAGCCCGGCCCUCGGCGUCGACCUCGUCGCUUACAACGCAGGUUGUAAUGAGAAUGAGGCAGACCAUUUGGACAGAGACCAGCAGCCUUAUCCCCCAUCUCAGAAGACCAAGCGCAUGCGCACUUCAUUUAAACACCACCAGCUCCGUACCAUGAAGUCCUAUUUUGCCAUUAACCACAACCCAGAUGCUAAGGACCUCAAGCAGCUUGCCCAGAAGACAGGCUUAACUAAGAGAGUUCUGCAGGGAGAACAAAUCUUGGGGCAUUACAGCCAAACAUCCCGACGUUUGAAAAUUCCCUAAAGUAUUAAAAGAAGGGGAAAAGUUUGAUCGGAAAUCCACUGCAGUGAAGACAAAGACAAUAUUAGGUUAUGAUAAACCAUACAUUUAAAAUUUAUUGAGCCAAAAAUAAUUUUUAAAAAAUAGACUCAAUGUCAUUUCCUGAAUGUUAACACAACAUAUGUUAUUUGACGGUGUCUCACUAAAAACCUGAAGGCUGUGUAUGACAUCAGAGCAACCUGGCAGUACUACCCAGUCCAAAUUGAGAAGAUUCUUCUUUUUAUUUUAUUUAAACCCACAUUUGUCAAGCAAAAAUACCUGUAAAAUAAGAUCCAAAAAUUGAAUUCAUUCAUCCUGCUUGCCAAUGUGUAUUAGUCAUAUAUGUUCAAAUGCAUUUUUGUAAAUUCAGAGAAGAACAUUCUCAUACAUUCAAGGUAGUAGGGAUCAAGUUUAGUAUUAUUUGUUUCUGACUUUAAAAAAAAAAUUAAAGCAAUCUGCAUGCACUUUUUCAUCUGUCACCUAGAGUGUACUUUUUCUGUAUGAUGCAUUUCGCUUUGAUGUUUCUUGUACAGUAGUUUCAUUAAUAAACAUUUUACUUGAUGCAAAUCUAGUUAAUACAGACAUAACUGUUGAAAUUAAUUUAAUGUUUUUCAAAACAAAAAUGAUGCAACCAAUGCAUUCCCCUCCCACCCAUGUUUUGUAGAACAAAUGAAAAGAGGCCAUUGCACAAUGUAAAAUGACGUUUGGGGUAUUUUCCCUGCUUUGUAUUUCCUUUUUGUCUCCUCCCUUGCCCUUGUACAAUUGAUACAGAUAGUGAGUCACUAUCAAGGAUUAAGGCAUGAUCCAGCCAAUUUCAGUUUACAUUUUUCUCACUGAAACGAAGGAGUAAUUUUGUUGGAUUGUACCCUGAUGGCUUAAAAAUUAAGAUACAGAGUGCACUUCUUAACUAAUGUUUUAGGAUGCCAGUGGGUACUGGUUUUUUGCACUCCUGCUAAAAUAUUUGAUCCAUCAUUUUAGGAAGGCUUAAGCACUAAAGUAUAUUAUACCAUUAAUAAUAUUAGCUUAAUGAUCCCUAAUAGGUUUACAUGUUCACUAUGCAAUGAGUAAAAAAAAAAAUCACUUCAGGUUUUUGUUUGUGUUUAGAGAAACCUAAUUUGUUAAAGACCCAAUCUGUGCACCAUCCACAGCUGAAUUUCAGCUACCAAAGUUAAUGCGAUUCAUUCUUCAGAAAUGAAGGCCCUGUAGUUGUUAAAAGGCAAUUUUUCUUGUGGAAGACUUUGAAGAACUAUCGUCCUCUGAAGCUGUACAUCCAAAGCAUAUGUUAAUUUGUUUAACAGGCUUGCCAAAAAAAAGAAAAGGAAAGGAAAAACCCAUUUUCAUUUGAAAUUAAAUUUUAUUAUAUACAAAUGAACCCUAUGUAAACAAUGUAACUUUUAUGAAUAUGAACUGACAUUAAAAUAUUUCACUUAUGUGUGUAUGCUGAGCAUUUUGAAUGUCUUCUUAAACUCCUUCAGUUUUCUGAACAGUGGGAGGAAAAUCAGAAUGAAAACCAUUCCUUUCUUAACAACAUCGCACCAAAUUAACACAUAGAUGACUUCAGUAAUGGUCUGGACACCAGAAAGGAGACUGUUGCUGUUUGCAAUAAAAGUUCUCCAUUGCUGGUAGUCAUUAUGGGCAAAAUGUUUAGAGAAUGUUUUUACAAUGUGUUAUAAAAGUACUGUUGAAAAAGUGACUACAGUGAGCCUAAUCUA
This is a messenger RNA of Sceloporus undulatus (fence lizard), 3238 nucleotides long. RefSeq names its product LIM homeobox 9 (gene LHX9). Gene Ontology annotation, molecular function: RNA polymerase II transcription regulatory region sequence-specific DNA binding; DNA-binding transcription factor activity, RNA polymerase II-specific. NCBI's taxonomy places the organism in Eukaryota, Metazoa, Chordata, Lepidosauria, Squamata, Phrynosomatidae. Gene Ontology annotation, biological process: regulation of transcription by RNA polymerase II; neuron differentiation. The record is from RefSeq and is a predicted model, not a curated record. The transcript is spliced from 5 exons. The coding region runs from base 471 to 1511 and encodes 346 amino acids. Gene Ontology annotation, cellular component: nucleus.